This is a messenger RNA of Macrosteles quadrilineatus (aster leafhopper), 1233 nucleotides long. RefSeq lists its product as uncharacterized. Gene Ontology annotation, biological process: dTTP biosynthetic process; dTDP biosynthetic process; dUDP biosynthetic process. The transcript is spliced from 6 exons. The record is from RefSeq and is a predicted model, not a curated record. Gene Ontology annotation, molecular function: dTMP kinase activity; ATP binding. Lineage: Eukaryota; Metazoa; Arthropoda; Insecta; Hemiptera; Cicadellidae. Gene Ontology annotation, cellular component: mitochondrion; nucleus; cytosol. Bases 282 to 902 code for a protein of 206 amino acids.
CUUGAGAGACUUGAGACCUGACUUGACGUUUCAUUUUUGUUUAUUAUUUUGUUUUGAUCAUGACAAAAGCAAAAGAAAGAUAUAACCAUUUUAACCAAAAGUAAAGUGAGUUAAGUGUCAGUGUUAAGUGAGUAUACUUAAGAGUCAGAUAAUGGUAAAAUAAAUUAUCAAAAUAAAAUACAAAUUUCACACCAGGUCCUAGGCCCUAUUACACUUGCUUGGAUCAGUAAUUGAAGACAAAGACAAAAGUGUACAGUACAACGCAGUCAGUAAUCAAGACAAUGAUUCGUGGAGCUCUGAUUGUGGUAGAAGGCUGUGACCGAUCUGGUAAAACAACGCAAUGCAAGAAGCUUGUUAACCUUUUGAAGAAUAUAGACAUCCCGGCAGAAUACAUGAACUUUCCUGACAGAAGAACUCCAAUUGGAAAACUCAUCAAUGACUAUUUAACAAAGAAAGAAGAUUUUCCUGACAAAGCAAUACAUCUGUUAUUUUCUGCCAAUAGAUGGGAAACAGUACAUAAAAUUGAGAAAUCAUUGCUUCAGGGGACAACUGUAAUUAUUGACAGAUACGCUUUCUCAGGGGUGGCGUUUUCUGCUGUGAAACCAGGUUUGGACCUGGAGUGGUGUAAGCAGCCUGACUCUGGUCUCCCCAAACCAGACCUGGUGUUGCUGCUCAAUCUCACGCCUGAGGCUCAGAGGGCGAGGGGAGGCUUUGGGGCUGAGAGAUAUGAAAAGGACGAAAUCCAACGUAAAGUCAUAGAAAUCUAUAAAACACUGCAAGAUUCAUCUUGGAAGGAAAUCGAUGCAGAUAAAUCUGAAGAAGAACUAACAGAAGAACUGUUAUCCCACAUUACAGAAACUGUGAAUGAAAGUAAGCUGUUACCACUUGGAAAACUUUGGUGAUCAAAAUAUUCUACAAUAUUUGUUAAAACAAGGAAUGUGAUAUAUUUGAACUUUGUGUGAAUGAAUGCAUUUUGUGUAUUAAUGUUGUAGGUUUUAUUUAUUAUUUUAUUUUAUUGACCAACUUUUUUAUAACCCAAAAAUAUCGGUUACCGCAGACCUCCAGCACAAGUUACACCUAACAGAGUUUGCUGUUGUGAACACUGGGGACAAUUCCUGGAUUUUUUCAUGAGUUCCGUGACCACUCUGACUAUGUUUCCCUAUAUUAUUCUGAAUAAACAUAGUUAUGAUAAGUGUUAACUUUGGCAAUAAAAAUACUGUGUCAUAAGUAAAA